This is a messenger RNA of Triticum aestivum (bread wheat), 1976 nucleotides long. RefSeq lists its product as uncharacterized. Bases 600 to 977 code for a protein of 125 amino acids. The transcript has 2 exons. Lineage: Eukaryota; Viridiplantae; Streptophyta; Magnoliopsida; Poales; Poaceae. The record is from RefSeq and is a predicted model, not a curated record.
UACAAAGGCUCGAUACGGGCCUUUAGCUAUCCAAAUCAGUUUGCCUCCGUACAGUUUCGUUUCAUAAGUUUCCGUCGACUUGAUCGCUGCUUGAAGCUAGCUCCAGUUCUCUGUGUACGUACGUACGGCUACGUUCAGAAUCAAUUAAGCUGCUUGUGCUAGCUUUGCACUAGCACGCAAGUAUUGCUCCUGCGGAGAUUACGAGCUAGCCCUAUAAAACCAACAGGAAGGCCGGAGCGCCAAGAAACCUCCCUGGCGCCCCCUGACCCCCUCUCCACCGCGUAGAGCCCCCGCCUCUGCUGUCGAUGGACCAGUUCCAUCACGGCCACCACGUGCGGCUGCGCAGCCGCGUGACCGACAUGUACCUGCACGCCGACGACGACGGCCGUGGUGUCUCCCUCCCCACCGCCGGGAUUCGGUGAACGUGGCGUGGGCGGUGCACGUGUACAACGUCCAGGCGCAUUACGUACUCCUCCAGAGCGCCGCCUACGGCCGCUAACCCCUCGGCCGCCGCGGGCUCCGCGUCGUUCAGCGCAACCAUUACCAUCCGGAGGUGGGGGAGAUGGCCUGGCAAGCCCACAGGUCAGGGUUCUGGAACGAUGUCCUACUCCGCCAUGCCGCCGGGCGCUGGCGGCCGCUGCCUCCGCGCCAACGGGAAGUACCUCCCCUGGAACAAUGGCGUCAGCGUCGACAGCAUCGACAACUUCAGCACGAUGAUGCACUGGGUCAUGGAGCACAUCCCUGCCGGGGAGAACAUUCCUCGCCUCCCACGUCAGACUGGGCUCCCCCUCCCUGAUCAGAUGGUUGCCGUCGCGGGUGAUCCUGUGCGCGCGGGCUGCCGCCGACGGGACCCGCUUCGGCCACGCACCGUUCGUGUUCAGGGGGAGGUCCGUAUUCCGCCUGAGGAACGAGCUGGCCAGGCGGCUGGCUGCCGUCGUGGACGUCCCCAACCUCGUCAUGUGCUUCCGCACACGUGAUGGUCGGCUUUUUCCACUCCUCGUCGACCUCCUGCCCACCAGCGGCCCGUUCUUCCACAUCGUCGUCGUCACGCCCGGGACGCCAGGUAAGAUCGAGGCCCUCAACUUCCUACUCUUCUCCUCAUACUUGCAGCUGAGUCAGCGCUAAUCGGCUUGUGCUUGGAAAACAGUGUUCGAGACUUUGGAAAACAGUGCUAGUCUGAAGAGCAGUUUACUGAAAUUUUUGCUAAAUUAUUUUCAGUUAGGAGUUGGAAAUAGUCUGAACUAUUGUAGGAUUAUAGGCAUCAGUAAGAGUUGCUGUAUUUAUCAGCCUGAACCUAGUUGUUUGUUGGGGGGAAAUCAUUUCAUAAGUCAAAGAUUCACACUGAUCCUUGAUAUGGAAACUACUGGUUUUGGUGCUACUGUUCUUUGAUUCAGAUCAUUCAGUUCUUUAGUUUAAUGCUAUAUGCCGCUAGUGGUAAAAUCUGGAACCUCAAAACCGAAAUCAGUUCAGCUUAACAGAGAAUACACUGUUUUAUGUUUCUUAGCCUACUGUAAUUGUUUCAAAUAAAUAAUUAGUGGACAAAAUUCGGGCUGUAUUAUAGUGUUUCGAGGUUUUGUACAUCAGCUUUCUUCUUGAUCUGCUUAACUAUUUUUCUGCUAAUUCAGCCCAUGCCGAGCUGCGGUACCGGAUGUCGAUGCAUAGCAGAGAGAUACCAGAGCCAUGACCCCUAGAAGUCGCCUUACUGCUCACAUCUUUAGAAGUGUUGCUCCCUCAGACACGACGACAUGAGAACCCACCCAGUUUGUUUCGUUGAGAUAUGGGUUCAGGAAAACCCAGCAGUUGUUGUGUUUCUGCUAGCUUAACUUGGUCCGUUCUCCUGGAAAUAUAUGAACCUAUUUGCGUUGGCAUCACCGUUCUGAAAUUCCGAAACUGUUUGAACAAUGGUGUGGUGACAUUAGUCUGUAAAUGCCUUGACAAUGUUGCUAGGUACAUUUCUUGCAGUGAGUUUUGUUAUU